GCCUAAAAAGCGCAUUGGUUUCGCCCAGAGGGAUUGUUGCAAUGCUCCUUGAUGGGCCACCAGAUACACAGCGCGCUGAAUGGCUUAACGGCGCCGCUUCAUCUCUGCGAUUUCCACCGCAAUUUAUCCACGAGCUUCCGUCGACGCCGUACAUGUUUUUCUUCAUCUAAUGUAGGAGACAAGCCAAAUAAAGCCAACUACUGAAAGUGUAUCCGUAUCCCCUCAUAUUCCAAAAGGUUUGCCAUCGGCUCUGCGACGCUGUAUGUUUUUUUUUUUUUUUUAAGGAAGCAACUCAACUGCACCUUUAAUGCUGAAACUUCAUCUACUUGCGCUAAUGACCACAUUCUCCUGUGUACCUUGAAACGCGAAUGCAACAGUAGGUGUUUCUUCCUUUUUUUGAGUUAUCACGAAUGAUUUAAAAGUGUGUUAAAGGGCUUUCUCCAACGCCAGCACUGAAGGUGCAAUUACUUAACACUUGCAACAUGGCUGCUGCCGCGAGAACGGCGGCGAGAAAAGUUUGACACUGACGUGGGAGAAGUUUGAUGCGAAUGCCAGUCGGUACGAGAGUUGCUGGCCAGAUAUUAAAGUCCUCAGCGGUCUCCCCGGGCCUGCCAGCGCGCCACUUCGGACUCCAAACCUGCAGAUAAACCACCCCGGGGCUUGUGUCUCUCCAGCUGAAAUGCAUUUCUCCAUACCCGAGACGGAGGUUCGUUCGGGAGAAAAUGGAUCAAGCUACGUGGCCUACAACAUCCACGUUAAUGGCGUGCUGCACUGUCGAGUGCGCUACAGUCAACUCCUGGGCCUCCACGAACAGAUAAAGAGAGAAUAUGGCAGCAAUGUGGUGCCUGCAUUCCCUCCAAAGAAGAUCUUCACUUUGACUCCUGCUGAGGUCGAACAGAGACGAGAGCAGCUGGAGAAAUACAUGCAGGCCGUGCGCCAGGAUCCUUUGCUCGGAGCCAAUGAAAUGUUCAACGGCUUCUUGCGGAAAGCUCAGCAGGAGACGCAGCAGAUUCCCACGGAAGACGUCUCCCUAGACAUCUGCCUGUCCAACGGUCAGAAGGUCACCGUCAACAUUCUGACUUCAGAUCAGACGGAGGACGUCCUUGAUGCUGUUGCAACAAAGCUCGACCUUCCAGAUGACCUCGUUGGUUACUUCAGUCUCUUCCUCAUCCGUGAGGGGGUGGAUGGGGGUUUAACGUUUGUGCGAAAGCUGCAGGAGUUUGAGCUGCCCUACGUGUCCAUCACCAGCUUGCGGAACUCUGCAUUUCACAUCCUCCUACGGAAAAGCUACUGGGACAUGGCGUAUGACGGGGAUGUCAUGGACAGCAGAGUGGGCCUGAAUUUGCUGUACGCCCAGACCGUGUCGGACGUGGAGCGAGGCUGGAUUCUCGUCAACAAAGACCAGCACAGGCAGCUCAAGUCCCUGCAGGAGAAGGGCUCCAAGAAAGAAUUCAUCCAUCUGGGUCAGACUCUCAAAUAUUACGGCUACAUCAAGUUCGAUCCUUGCGUCACCGACUUCCCCGAGAAGGGCUGCCAAGUCGUCGUCAGCGCCGGCAGCAACGAGCUCAACUUCCACGUCAAGCUGCCCAGUGAACAGAUGAAGGAGGGAAGCUUCAAGGUCACGCGCAUGCGCUGUUGGCGAGUCACGUCCUCCCAAGUCCCGAUAGCCAAUGGCACCACUAAUCCCUGCAGCACGUCCAAAUGCGAGGUCAAACUGGAGCUGUCCUUCGAGUAUCUGAUGAGCAAGGACCGCCUCCAGUGGGUCACCAUCACCAGUCAGCAGGCUAUCAUGAUGAGCAUCUGCCUUCAGUCCAUGGUGGACGAAUUAAUGGUGAAGAAGUCGGGCGGCAGCAUUAAAAAGAUGCUGAGGAAACGACACAACGGCUCCAUCCACCGCUCAGACAGCCAGCACGCUGUGAAAUCUCCCCCUCUACUGGACUCCCCGGACCCGAACCGGGAACAAAUCGUCAAACUCUCAACCAAGCUGAGCUCGGUGUCCCUCCGGGGGAUCAGCGCCUCCAACUCGGCAAACGACAUCAGCGGGAAUGAUUUCCAUGGCAACUAUGCUUUCGAGGGAAUCGGGGAUGAUGACCUGUAACCCCCGAGUCGCCCUCCUCCCCUUCUUCAUUUCACUGUCAGAGACCAGGACGACAAAGAUUGAAAGAGGAGCGGAGCGGGCGACACGCCGCUCCCAUCCUGCCACAUUGUAGCUUCCUCCUGGAGAAACCGCUGCCUUAAGAGCUCUCAUUUAAUCCCAUGACAGAGUCCUUUCUUGAUUUGCAUUUGUUUCAAUUCUCAUAAUCAACGGAGAGAACGUCGCCCCUUUGUUGUUGAUCGGCGUGUUCAGUCACCAGUACGCAAAUGGGGAUUCCUACUUCAGUUUCACAGGGACUACUGGUUCAUAGAGGGUUCGUGUGAGGUUCCACAAUGCAGUUCAAUACAUGAGGUACAUAGUCAAUAUAUUCUAAAACUGUCCAUCCUGGAUUCCUUUUCCCGCUGGCUGCAUGUUCCCCGCCAGCGCGAGGGCCGAAUGUUAAGUGAGACCCGGCACUAGUGAUGACACAGCAGAACCGGACACUUCUCGAAAAAUGUGUUCAAAUAGAUCUCUAAACUGUAGACUACUCGGAAGCAAGCGCUUACUCGUAUGGAUGGUGGAUGUUUUGGCUCGGCUGUAUACCAAAACGUUUUUAUACUCGUGUGCCAAGUCGGUAGAUGUCUCCGCAGGGUGCCGCUGGGGUGUUUUUUUUGAGGCACAGUCACUCAUGCUGCCUUUGGGAAAUGGGUCUGCUGCCUUCACGUCGGCUCGUCGCUUAACGAGACGUUGGGGGCGAAAGCUGCGAACAAACGGCGUUCCCGAGAAACCCCGCAGGACUCGGCAGAAGGUUGAUUUGAGCCCGAGCCGCUUGCACUUGCUGAACCAUCUUUUUUUGCACAGUAUUACAGGUGGAGAUGAAUGUUUGAGUGGAAGCCUGAACGUGACUUCAAACAUUGAGUGGAGAGCAUUUUGUCCAAUGGGUCUCUGUGAAUCCAUCGAUGGUUUUUCCUUUUUAAAACAUUUUUUUUUUAAAUGGUUUCUCAUGAAUGCCAAAUUAUAGUUUACUAAAGCAUUUUGCACAGAAUAAACAUCAAAAUUAUGACAAUGUCACUUUUUAUAUUAUGUACAUGCAAUUAAGUAUUCUGAACAUUUACUAAUAUCUUUAUCACCAAUAGCUUGUAAUCAAAUAGAUCAAAUGUAAUCUAAGCUGUAUAGGAGAAGUUUAAAACUUAUCUUUUGUUUACAUAAUGUUUAGGGGACUUUAUUAGUUUUAAAUGUAAAGUGUUUACAAAUUUUGCCUCGGCUUUCCUUUUUGUCUUGUCGGCUUUGCGGCGCGUGUUGGGAGCACUCGUUGUAUUCCGAAUGUACGUUGUGCCCAUCAUCUCGCAGGAUUUAGUUGGAACGGGUGCUUCGGUGAAGUGGCUGAUGUGAUCUCAAUGGCUGGACUGAACAAAGGCAACAAAAUGAACAUGUCCCUCUGUUUUUCACAAGACACUUCAUUCCAAAAUAUAUAUAUACGUAUAUAUAUAUAAUAACAUUUUUUACUGCCGCGGCGUCUGUUGCGCCGUAUCCUGGCGCGUUUUCCUGUAAAUGUCACUCGAUGAUCACCAUCGUUCCCCUCAUUGGUAGCCAGAACUGUUCUCAUCAGAGUGAAUGUCUCAACGGUCUCAGCCUCCAGUUGCAUUCACAGCAGGUGGACGUGGACAUCUUUAUUUUUAUUGUUCCUGUGCACGUACUCCAAAACUGCAAAGGCCUGGUUUUUAAUAAAUGUGUAGUUGCCAAGUUAAAAGUGCAUUCUUCAUCAGCAGUACUUUCCCAGAAACUGUCAGAAACGUCUGUGAUUGUAUUUUCUUUUUGAUUUUAGAAGAAAGGUCGGUGAUGACCGUCAUGUUGCUGAAAUAAAGUCAUUUAGAUGA
Molecule: messenger RNA, 3951 nt
Organism: Pungitius pungitius (ninespine stickleback)
Lineage: Eukaryota; Metazoa; Chordata; Actinopteri; Perciformes; Gasterosteidae
Gene: snx17
Product: sorting nexin 17
Exons: 16
Coding region: 680-2098 (472 amino acids)
Biological process (GO): signal transduction; intracellular protein transport; endocytic recycling
Cellular component (GO): early endosome
Molecular function (GO): phosphatidylinositol binding
Source: RefSeq, a predicted model, not a curated record